AUGACUGUCGACGAGGUAGUGCUCAUCUCAGCAGAUGAUGAGUGGUCUCCCUUGAAGUCUGUCAUCGUCGGACGGGCAGAGGAUUCCGCGUUUCCUGCUGAGCCGCGGCAUCUUAUUUCGGCCGUCAUGCCAGAAGGCCACUGGGAUGAGUUCAAACCCAAGAAUCCCUUCCCCGCAUUUAUCGUCGAGAAUGCUCAAAAAGAACUUGACAAUUUCGCCUCUGUUCUGGAGAAGCUCGGCGUCAAAGUUUAUCGCCCUGCGAAAGUAGACUGGGUCAAGACAGGCGGCUACACGGGCUCCAUGUCGCGAGAUGCCUUGAUGACUGUCGGUAACACGCUGAUUGAGUCUGCCUUUGCCUUUAGCUGCCGUCGCCACGAAGUAGAUCUGGGCUACUCAGACAUUUUGAAGGAACUGAGUAGCAAGGGUUCUUCGACCAUUGUCAGGGCGCCGCAACUCAUCGGACGUGACACCAUCUACGAUGGAGUAGCCGAGUCAAUCAGUGCUGGGCAAGGUCGUGGUUCCACAAUAUCAAUAAACAAUUCUCGGGUUGCCUUUGACACUGCCGAUUUUAUGCGCUUCGGCAAGACCAUCAUUGGCCAGCUCAGCCAUGUAACGAACGAACGCGGCGUUGCCUACGUACGAUCCGUGGUACCUGAAGGCUACACCGUUGAGAUCUUGGACACGGGAAUGCGGCCUGGGAACAUGCACAUCGACACCACCAUUCUUCCGCUACGCCAUGGGCUGAUGAUUUACUCGCCAAAAUACACCAACGAGGACAGCAUCCGUCGGCAUGCCAUUUUUAAAGACUGGGAGUUGCACGCAUACCCCUUUGAGCCAAAGUACGAUCCCAAUGGCCCGCCCCCUUACACCUGUUCGCCAUGGCUGGUCCUGAAUGGACUAAGCCUGGACGAAAAGCGCAUCUUUGUCGAGGAGAAAAACAUCGAGUUCGCAGCUUGGGUUCGGGACAAAUUUGGAAUGGAACCGAUAAUGCUUCCUUUUCAACAUGUCAAUUGCCUCGGAGGAUCCUUCCACUGCGCGACAGUAGACCUGGUCAGGGCAUCUUGA
This is a messenger RNA of Akanthomyces muscarius, 1065 nucleotides long. RefSeq lists its product as uncharacterized. Bases 1 to 1065 code for a protein of 354 amino acids. The record is from RefSeq and is a predicted model, not a curated record. NCBI's taxonomy places the organism in Eukaryota, Fungi, Ascomycota, Sordariomycetes, Hypocreales, Cordycipitaceae. The transcript has a single exon. Gene Ontology annotation, molecular function: amidinotransferase activity. Gene Ontology annotation, cellular component: mitochondrion.